AUCUUCUUAUUUCCAUAGUAUCAACAAAUUGAAUAUCACGGUUUGGUGAGUCAACGGUAUAAAGUAGCCAGCGGUAUCAGUGUCAAUAGGUCAUAUCUUUCUUCUGCUGGGUUAAAUAGACGGUAGGUUUUGGGUGCCGAAAGAGGAAUGCGUCUUUGGAGUAUGACUGAUAUCGUAUAUAAUUCACUGCGUCAAACAUUAGAGAGCCGUAAGAAAUCCGCGAUGAUGAACGUGCACUCGCAGUUAUCAAUGUUGUACUAAACCACGCUACAUGAUGGGAAUAACAUGUACCCGACCGCUGAAGAAGAAACAGCCAGACCAAACACACAACAAUAAAUACGUUAAAAAUACGACUGAAGGCGAAAAUGUUCAACCGCUGAUCCACAUCACCACGGUCUCAACAAGUAGCGAUCAGAAUGUCGACGGUGAUCAAAAUGGAUUCAAAAGAAGUCGAGACUUCACACGACCUCGACCGAAAUCUAUGGAUGACUAUACCGAAACUGCUUCUGCACUGGCCUUAUCAAAACUUCAUCAUCUUCUUCAUCAGUUGGAAGAUGGAGAGAUCAAUUCUGUGACUGAGAUGAAGGAUGAAUUAAGUCAGGCAAUUGCCAUGAUGGACAUCGCAUCGGCGAAUACACGUGACUACAGAGGUUCACUUAGUGCGAUUAGUGAUAUCGACGAAGAGCUGUAUUGCAAUGUAGUUAGUGACGAGGUUCGUGAAUGGAUUGCAACUACCUUUGCUCGUGGUCAGGGUACAUCGAGAAGAAAAAGUAUUCUCCCGCGUCACACAUUUCGAGGUGUUGUCCAUGCUGUUAAGGCCAGUCUGUAUGUUCACAAGAUUUUAAAAAAUGUAUCCGACCGCAAUAGACUUCAAAUUCCACAGGAAAUUCAGGUACACUUUGAGAAACUCAACCGAUGGACGUUCGAUGUUUUUUCAUUCAGUGAAGCCACCGAUGGUCACUCGUUGAAGUAUAUKGGCUUCGAGGUACUUAGUCGACUAGAUCUUUUAAGGACAUUCAAGGUGAACGAUGUUACUCUGGAUCGAUUUUUACAAGCUGUAGAGGAAGGUUAUAAAAAGAAUUGCAAUCCCUAUCACAACGAAAUGCAUGCUAGUGACGUMACGCAUACUGUAUUCUACUUUAUCACGGUUCUUGGUUUAGGACAAAGUCUUUCAGAUCUGGAGGUAUUCGCUAUUCUUCUUUCUGCUAUGAUUCAUGACCUAGAACACACGGGAACAACAAAUGCUUUUCACAUAAACUCAAGAUCUGACCUUGCUUUAAUGUACAAUGAUCGCUCAGUUCUGGAAAACCAUCAUAUAAGUUCUGCAUUCAAGAUAUUACAAGACAACGAUAGAAAUAUUUUGUCCAAUUUAAAUUCAAACCAAUACAGUACUCUUCGGUCUCUCCUUAUAGACAUGGUGCUUGCAACCGACAUGUCUUCACAUUUUGAACAGCUUCGCCUGAUGAAGUUAGCAUUAGUGAAUGGAAGCCCGCUUGAGAGUGAAGAUGUAAUUCAACUGAUUUUGCAUGUAGCAGAUAUCAGUAAUCCUACCAAAGACUGGAACAUUCACCAGCAGUGGACAGAAAAAGUUAUGGAGGAAUUUUUUACACAAGGGGAUAUGGAAAAGGAACUUGGUCUUGACGUUUCACCGCUUUGUGAUCGCUCAGUCACACGCGUUCCAGAGAGCCAAGUUGGAUUUCUAGACGUAAUUGUUACUCCAGCAUUUGAARUGUGCAGUGAGGUUUUAGAGGGUUUUUUGAGAGAUAAUGGUAACCACCAUGUUACAAGUAAAGAGCUGGAUCAUCCCUGGUCGAAACCAUUAGCUUACAAUAGAAGGAAAUGGAAGGAACAGUGUCAGGUUAUAAACAAAGGCUCAACUCUUAGUAUAUGCAGUAGGAAUUCGACGACAAACUUACACGAUCAGUUUCAAGACGAUCCUAGUAGACGCAGCCCUCGUGGAAAUAGAAAACGGCUUACACCCAUCUCGUGAUAAUACGAUUGCUUGAUAAACUAUUAUACAUAAAUGGUGAAUUAACCGAGGACACGAAUAAUACUACAGAUUCACWACUGAUAACCAUAAAGUGCGGAUAUACUAAGGGAAGAGUUUAAACUACGUGAUUCUACGAAUAACAAGAGUAACUAACUUUUCUGCUUCUAAAAGAGCUAAGAAUUCUCUGCUUAAAAAUUUUCAACGUUAACGGCUGGUCUAAAUCUCCGUUUUCUACUUCGCAGAAUACACCAAGCCUGAUGGAAGUCUUUUCUUUUUUAGAUUCUUAGCUCGGUGGCUGGCUGGUAGAACACCCAAGGAAAGAUCUACAAUAGAACAACAUUCAUGUAUUGACGGGCUAAACUAUUUUAACCGGCUUAAUUUGAUCUUGAAUGCUACAUUGAAUUCACUCAAUGAACACAAUGAUAGAAUAUAUAGAACACAUAUUGUUGUAUUAUCAUCUCAGUACUGAGAUGGUGAGUGGGUAGGGGGUAGGGGGGUAGGGGUAGUACUAUUCUUCCUUUUAAGAGMACACCAAUGAUAGUGGGGGAGGGGUGGGGCAUCUUGAUUCGUAUCACUUAUACGUACUCGGCCGUACWCACUGGCGGCUUAUUUUUCUUAAAGUUCGACUUGUGUUUUACUGUUGGCGACAAUGAAAAUUAAAACAAAAWUGAUCAUGAAUUGAAGGGUGACAUGGUAGAAAGGGCGAUAAUUCCGAUGCCAUGGUUAUACACGAUAUCUUUCCAUGGUUAUACUACUCAGUUGUCAGCGAAUGAGACRUGGGGUUUGUUAGUGUUAUUUUCCCAUAUUUUCUUAUUAAAUUGCCCAAUUUUAA
Molecule: messenger RNA, 2822 nt
Organism: Exaiptasia diaphana
Lineage: Eukaryota; Metazoa; Cnidaria; Anthozoa; Actiniaria; Aiptasiidae
Product: calcium/calmodulin-dependent 3',5'-cyclic nucleotide phosphodiesterase 1B
Exons: 15
Coding region: 272-1990 (572 amino acids)
Biological process (GO): signal transduction
Molecular function (GO): 3',5'-cyclic-nucleotide phosphodiesterase activity
Source: RefSeq, a predicted model, not a curated record